CAUCACCUUCUACAUCUUUCACACCAUCUUGUUCAUCCGAAUAAAUAGUCGCUCGUUACACAGUCGCUCGUUACUUAUCACACUCGUGUCAAAACAAAUAUCAAGAUGCAGAUCAAGAAUUUCCUCCCUGUGGUUCUCGCUGCCGUAGCCACUGCUAGCCCGGUAGCCAACCCCAACUACAAGACUUCUACCCCAGAGGCCAAGUACCCAACUACCACCCAGAAGGCUCAUUACCCUACAUCUACCCCGGAACAUCACUACCCUACAACUACCGAGAAGAAGGUUCAGUAUCCGGCCUCCACUCCGGUAGCACAAUAUCCGACAACCACGGAGAAGAAAAUGGAGUACCCGACUUCUAAGCCAAAGCCCCAGUACCCAACGUCCACCAUGGAAACCCACUACAUCACGACCACAGAGAAGAAGGCUCAGUACCCAACCUCUACUCCCGAAACUCACCACUCGACCACAACUCAGAAGCACAAGGAACACAAGGAGAAGCCAACAAAGACCAAGUCUUCUCACAAGCAUGAGAAGACCAAGCAUUCUAAGGAGCAUGCUAAGGAAAAGCAUCAUUCGAAGGAGAGCAAGAGGGGCGAGUAUCCAACCAAGUACCCAGCAAGCACCCCGACAUAUCCUGGAUACCCUGCUGCUAGCUCUCAACCUCAGGGUGGCAAUGACGGUUGGGGUAGCGAGGGUGGCUUAGGUGGCCUCGCAAGAAUCUGCCCUUUAGGUAACACUCCUCUCUGUUGCCAAGUUGACAUCGAUGGCAUCCUCGACCUUACUUGCGGGAGCCCCGCUCGCGACCUCAACUCUAUUGAGGAAUUCGUAGGUUCUUGCGCAGACAAUGGCCUGACGGCUGAGUGCUGCGUCCUGCCUCUGAUUGGUGAUGCUCUGCUCUGCACCGCUGUUUGAGAUGAAAACUUGCAACGAAUCUUACACUUGCAUGGGGGAUGACUUACUGAUGAACGAUUGGUUUGGGGAAUUCAUAGACGUCUACCGGUCGAGCGGCUAUUAAAGCAUCUGGUCCAUUUUGACACCUUCACUUCUGUAACAUUCUUUGGCAUCGGCACUUGGCCGACAUAUUUGGACACUACUGUCUUCUACAUACUUUUAUUCUUAUUAGCUUUUACUAUUCUUUACGAAAUAGAGAUUCAUGGACACUCGA
Messenger RNA from Daldinia decipiens, 1165 nucleotides. RefSeq names its product fungal hydrophobin-domain-containing protein. Bases 106 to 912 code for a protein of 268 amino acids. The record is from RefSeq and is a predicted model, not a curated record. NCBI's taxonomy places the organism in Eukaryota, Fungi, Ascomycota, Sordariomycetes, Xylariales, Hypoxylaceae. Gene Ontology annotation, cellular component: extracellular region. The transcript is spliced from 3 exons.